Eutrema salsugineum is the source of this 2109-nucleotide messenger RNA. RefSeq names its product U3 small nucleolar RNA-associated protein 6 homolog. Gene Ontology annotation, cellular component: small-subunit processome; Pwp2p-containing subcomplex of 90S preribosome. The record is from RefSeq and is a predicted model, not a curated record. Gene Ontology annotation, molecular function: snoRNA binding; protein binding. Gene Ontology annotation, biological process: maturation of SSU-rRNA from tricistronic rRNA transcript (SSU-rRNA, 5.8S rRNA, LSU-rRNA). The coding region runs from base 23 to 1969 and encodes 648 amino acids. NCBI's taxonomy places the organism in Eukaryota, Viridiplantae, Streptophyta, Magnoliopsida, Brassicales, Brassicaceae. The transcript has 6 exons.
ACAGAGUAAGCAGCAACUAGCAAUGGCGGACGUUGUUCAGUACCGCCUCGAGCGGAUGGUUGAAGACUUUGAUGACCUAGAACGUAGAGGAAUCUUCACGAAUGCAGAGAUUCGAGAGAUCGUUAAGCAGCGCCGUAAGUUCGAGUACCGGCUAAAGCGGCCGAGCCCACUCAAACAGGACUUUUUAGCCUACAUUGACUACGAGUCACAGCUUGAUGAGCUGCGAAGCUUGCGGAGGAAGGCGGUGUCGCGUCAUUCUGAGAAGAAAAAGAAGAAGUCGAUUUCUGAUUUCGCCGGUGUGCAAAAGAUUGUGGAGAUUUAUAGGCUUGCGACCAUGAGGUAUAAAGGCGAUAUCAAUUUGUGGUUUAGGUAUAUCGAGUUCUGCAAACAGAAGAGGAAUGGUAGAAUGAAAAAGGUCUUGGCUCAAGUUAUAAGAUUUCAUCCUAAAGUGCCUGCAGUGUGGAUGCAUGCUGCGGCGUGGGAAUUUGAUCGAAACUUGAAUGUUGCUGCAGCUCGUGCUCUUAUGCAGAAUGGUUUGAGAGUGUGUCCAAACUCUGAAGACUUGUGGGUGGAGUAUCUGCGGAUGGAACUCACCUACCUUAAUAAGCUUAAAACUCGUAGAGUUGCACUCGGUGAAGAUAAAGGAAGUUUGGUGCGUGACAAGAAAAACGUCGAGGAUGAAAAAUGGAAAGAUGAGAAUAAAGAGCUGUUUAUGUCGCUAGAUGAGAAAGAAGGAAAUGACGACUCUGAUGUGGAAGAUGUUGAGGAUGUGAGUGAGAAAGUUGAUGUCUUUCGAGAAAAAGGGUCUAAUGUUCUUCAGGCCAUUUAUAGUGGAGCCGUUGAGGCUCUUCCGUCUAGUUUUGAAUUGAGGAAGCGUUUUUUGGAAAUCCUAGAGGCAACAGAUUUGGCGCAUUCAGAUGAAAUCCGCAAUACGAUUCUAAGUGACCUGAAGCGUGAUUUUUACAAGGAUCCUGAAUACUGGAAUUGGCUUGCAAGACAUGAAAUGUGUGGUUGUAUUAGCAAAGAGACGGGCGUAGAGUUUGCGAAUCCUCAAUUGCAAAAGGCUAUUCAGGUUUUUGAAGAGGCUUUACAAACUGUUACUUCAAGUUCUAUGUUUGAGAUGUAUAUAAAGUUUUUAAUGGAGACUAUUGCAUGGUCAAAUGGCGACAACAACGAUGACGUUUCCGCUUCGUUUAAUCCGGCUGGGGAUUGCAUUUCACAUCUCAUAAAUGUGUACCAAAAGGCUGAUGGAACCGGGUGUUUGACCGAGGAGCUUGCUAGUGAAUAUGUUUCAUUGUACUUGAAACUGGGAAAGACUCAUGAAGCUCAGAAGCUAGCAGAAAAGCUUUCCUCUGGAAAAUUUGCGGGAUCAGCUAAGUUGUGGCUUUCAAGAGUUUACAUUGAAAUAGGAUCACUUUCAACGAACUCUUCUCCCACUAAGGCAGAGUUGCAGUCAGUUUUUGAGGUCCUUUCAAAUGCGUUGAGGAAUGUACCGAUCUCAGAAUCUGAGAGUUUAUGGCUUAUGGCUUUUGAGUUCUAUGCUCAUCAGAGAACUUAUUUUGAUAAGCUUGUAGAGAUGUCCAUCCUAUCGGUAGCCAAAGGCAAUAAUGGGAGCGACCAUGAGUUUUGUCUCGCUUCCGUAGUGGUAAAAUUUGUUCUUGAAAAAAAAGGGAUCCACAAUGCAAGGGAGAUAUACAAGAGGUUCGUGGCUCUUCCCCGUCCAGGUCUUGUUCUAUACAAAGAUUGCAUUGAAAUAGAGACCAAACUUGCAUCACAAGGUGAUAAAGAUAGUCUCAGGAAUGCCCGGAAGCUUUACGAUUCUGCAGUUGCAAGUUAUAGUCAAGACGUGGAGCUGUGGAAGGAUUACUACUCAUUGGAGACGAAGCUGGGAACGUCAGAGACAGCCAAUGGUGUGUAUUGGCGCGCGAGAAAGACUCUGAAGGGAUCAGCGGAUUUCAUAGUUGGUUAAUGUAGUUUGAUAUAGAGGAAAGACAAUGUUUCCCUUGCAUUUGUUGUGGAUGUUGGCUUGAGUUUUGUAAUCCAUAAGAAAUGAAUUUUGGUUUAAAAGGAGAAGACGAUGUGCUGCUUCGUGAAUCAACACAUUUUUGA